GCAUUUUGACUUUACCUAAUGUGGGUACUGACAGUUUACAGCAGUUACCGGAGAAUCAAAAAUAAAGACACAUUCAGCCUACAAUGAAUACGCCUCAGAAGAUGCCAUUCCCAACUGUCUUUGUUAGAAAACGGUCCUGUACUGUAUCUUCCAGUCCAGUAAAUGACUGUUCGAAUAUAAAAAUUGCACAGAUGAAUGAAGCAGUGCCUCUUCUGAAAUCAGAUAUGGCAGUCCCUAACCAAACGGAUGAACAUGUUUUGUCUGUAGCUGGAGAGCAUACUCUGUCUUCAAAACAGAUUUUCAUGGGCGAAGAAAUAAUAAAUCAGAAAAGCAAAACUGAAACGGCAAUUCAGUCAAAUAUAAAAGGUAAAAUUCAUAAAAUAAAAGCCAUCAUCAAAAGUGACUUGAAGGGUGAGGCUGAGAGAAAUGCAAAAAUUCCACAGGAAAAAAUUGGAUUGCUCUCCCGUGUCAAAAUGGGUGUGUUUACUGCAGGUAUAGUCAAGAUAAGACUGAAAAAACAGAAGAAGAAUAAUAAGAAAAAGAAUAUGCUGAAGAACAAGUCUUCUAAGUCAAAAAGUGCUAUUCAUACUAGGGAAAGAGACCUGGAAACAGCAGCAAGUGGCCACCUCACCUCUGAGCAAUCAGGCAGGAGAAACUGUGCUUAUUACGGCUUCUUUUACUUAUCAGGCAGUGCGAUGCAGAUUUUGCCUGCUGCCCCAUUAACAGAAAAGUACCGGAAGGUGCAGCAGGAAGACAGCCAUGUAUGCAUGGUCCUAAAAAUAUGUGCAGGGGGCCGGUGGUUUGAAAACAGCCUAAAGGUAAACUUAAUAUGCUACUGCAUUUUCCUUGAUUGUGGAUUUCAGUGCUGUUUCACUGAAUGUGAGUUUCAAGGGUAG
Messenger RNA from Protopterus annectens (West African lungfish), 896 nucleotides. RefSeq lists its product as uncharacterized. The transcript has 5 exons. The record is from RefSeq and is a predicted model, not a curated record. The coding region runs from base 84 to 896 and encodes 270 amino acids. NCBI's taxonomy places the organism in Eukaryota, Metazoa, Chordata, Ceratodontiformes, Protopteridae.